UAAAUAGCCUGGUUCUUUCGUGUUGGUUUGGCAGGGGCAUACACACAACACACACGCGCACAUACUCGGGAAUCAAGAGAAAAACUAUCAAAAGAUGAAACGAAAGAGAUGUGAGAUGGAAGAGGCAACGAAGAAAAAGAAGAUGACAGAGAUUGGAUCCGCCAUUGAAGAACUCUCUGUUCUUUCUAUCGCCAAGACCACAAUAGUUACCACUGAAAUAGAAGCCAACAACAUCAUCAAUCUACCAUUAAAGCCUCUCCUCUCAUUUUGCAAAUUAAUCAUCCAAGUUCUUGAUAAGAUUGGCCCGACAAUGGCUGUUCUCCGACAAGACAUUGAUCAAAAUAUCCAACUAGGAGGCCCAAAACCUUUCAUCUCUUUCGAGACAACAUGGACGGGGUCUACAUCUUUACCUUGCAUUCAGGAGAUUAGAGGAGAUGUGGGAAUCUAA
Messenger RNA from Eruca vesicaria subsp. sativa (arugula), 448 nucleotides. Lineage: Eukaryota; Viridiplantae; Streptophyta; Magnoliopsida; Brassicales; Brassicaceae. The record is from the annotation of a GenBank genome assembly.